AUGGGAUCGUAUGUUCUUGGUGAUGACAAGGUACACAGAGAAGAUGAAACCAGGAUCAGUAAAAAUGCUUGGUUGUACGAUACUAAUCCAGUUGUUAGUCGAUUAUCCAGACGUAUUAGUUUGUUAACGGGAUUCAAGACUGAAGUGCGUCCAUACAAUACAUAUGCCGAAGCCUUUCAGGUGGUGAACUAUGGUUUGGGAGGUUUAUAUGGUCCUCAUCUAGACUGUUUGUCUAAGAAUGGUGAUACAGAGUCGGAGUAUUCCCAGUUCAAAGAUUCUGGUGAAAGAGUGGCAACAUGGAUGUUUUAUCUAAGUGAUGUCGAGUUUGGUGGAGCGACAGUUUUUCCACGUGCCAAAGCCAGAAUUCCGGCAAGAAAGGGUACAGCAGCAUUUUGGUUCAAUACUUUCCGUAAUGGUCUUCCAGAUUCUAGAACGCUACAUGCCGGAUGUCCUGUCGUGUUGGGUGAUAAGUGGGUGGCCAAUAAAUGGUUAAGGAGUAUCGGGCAAACUUUCAUCAGACCGUGUGCAUUGGAUAAAAAUCUAUAAUUUACCAUUUACUAACUGGAUAAUGGCCUCUACUCUUGAACGGGUUAACGUGAACGAGGAUAUCUUAAGUAACUACACGUACUUUUCCAGAACAACCUCUUGCUUUCAAUCACCUUGUCAAGAUUUUAGGGACGUUCCGAAAUCCAUAUAGGUUGGACAGGAAAUGGGAAUAGGUAAACAGAAUCUUCUUCCCAAUCUAAAAUAUUUAUGUAAGUUAAAGCUGAUUCUAAACGAUUGCUAGCAACUGGCGGUAUCUUGCAAAAUCUGAUCAAUUACUGCAUUAAGGCGAUCGCCCCGACGACUGCAGUUUUCAUGUACGUUAAUUUAGUGUAAGCGUAAGUAUGUGUAUAUGUACGCGCGUAAGUUGUAGUUGCUACUAGUCGGUUAAAUAUAGCUCACUUACAAGAUGUUGUGUUCAUCUCCGGUGGAACUGGGCUCUCGUCUAUUCAGGAGUAUUCUGGUGUUUUGAAUUAAACAGUAAGGUGUCAGUAUUCAAUCAACUGUGAUAUAUAUAUUUAUAAUCAACAUACAUGUAUAAUGAAAUCAAAUGAACAUUAAUCAAAAUAAAUGUUUACCAA
Lottia gigantea (owl limpet) is the source of this 1124-nucleotide messenger RNA. RefSeq lists its product as hypothetical. Gene Ontology annotation, biological process: peptidyl-proline hydroxylation to 4-hydroxy-L-proline. Bases 1 to 546 code for a protein of 181 amino acids. Lineage: Eukaryota; Metazoa; Mollusca; Gastropoda; Lottiidae. The transcript is spliced from 8 exons. The record is from RefSeq and is a predicted model, not a curated record. Gene Ontology annotation, cellular component: endoplasmic reticulum. Gene Ontology annotation, molecular function: procollagen-proline 4-dioxygenase activity; iron ion binding; L-ascorbic acid binding.